This is a messenger RNA of Ornithodoros turicata, 945 nucleotides long. RefSeq lists its product as uncharacterized. The transcript has a single exon. The coding region runs from base 1 to 945 and encodes 314 amino acids. The record is from RefSeq and is a predicted model, not a curated record. Lineage: Eukaryota; Metazoa; Arthropoda; Arachnida; Ixodida; Argasidae.
AUGGUUCACGAAAAUGCUAUAUCUCUCGAUGAUUUGGACCUUGUUAAGAACUUCAUGUAUCUGUACCACGACAGAAAGAACAAGCCAGAGGCUAUCAGCCCCCUGUUUGUUAAAGGGAACUGUAGCCUAAAGAAUACGGCCUCUCAGUCGUUCUGUCUCCUCAAGACGCUGCCUUUAAUUCUAGGAAGCACUAUCCCUGAAGGAAAUGAGGAUUGGGAAGUAUUCCUUUUGUUUCGAGAAAUCACGGACAUCAUCUUUGCAGAUGACAUUCCUGCACACUGCAUAUGUUACUUAGAAGUGCAGAUACAAAACUUCUUAACUGCCUUUACUCAGAAGUACCCUGCUGUGCCUAUUACUCCCAAACUUCAUUACAUGGUGCACUAUCCCAGACUAAUCCGGGAGUUUGGCCCACUCAGGAGGUUUUGGACCAUGCGGUUUGAAGGAAAAAAACAAUACUUUAAAAGCCUAGCAUCACGAGUCAAGAAUUUUAGAAACAUUUGCAGGACACUUGCACAAAUGCAUCAGUUAUUGCAGUCUUAUAUUUUAGAAGAUAUGACACUUGAAGACGGUCUGUACGUGAAUACUACAAAACUUGUUUCAUGUGAUGACCUGCCACCUUCUAUGCAGCACUUUCAGACACAGUCUGUCUGGCAGGUGUCGCAGGCAUCUAUAGAUAAAUGUAGCUACAGGGUCGGUGAUGUCUUGGUACUGAGAAAAGGUACACCUCCAGUUUUCGGUCUUGUUACAGCAAUGUAUGUAGCCUCAAGCACCCUGUUCAUUGUUUCAGACAAGCAUGAAGUCCUCCACUUUGACAGGCACAAGUUUGCGUACUGCCUUGGUAACACUAGGGAACAGAUAGUUAUUCAUCCAGGGGAAGAAGCUAUUCCCUAUGCUCUUGAUCUCUACCCUAAUGGAUUUGUAGUGCCCAAGUGGGAGAUUUUCUAA